Emericellopsis atlantica is the source of this 1199-nucleotide messenger RNA. RefSeq lists its product as uncharacterized. Bases 70 to 702 code for a protein of 210 amino acids. The record is from RefSeq and is a predicted model, not a curated record. The transcript is spliced from 2 exons. Lineage: Eukaryota; Fungi; Ascomycota; Sordariomycetes; Hypocreales; Bionectriaceae.
AGAUGAGUGGCCUAUGGGUUCUGUUUCAUUGCUGGGGAAAACCUAUAUCUAAGGCGAGCAAAACUUGUAAUGCAAGCAUGCCAUUGUGUUCAAUGCAACUAUAUUCACUCAAGUCGUCAUGGUCUUGUGUCGUUGCCCAUACGAAGCAGACAGCACCGAUACAAGGAGGGAGCACACGCUUGGAAUUCAUUGCGACGCCCAAGAAGAACGGUGAGAGAAAUCCACCGAGAUUAUGCGCGGACACGUCAAUCCCUGGGCCUACCCUUGAAGGUACACCAGCGGCCUGUGCGUACGUACGCACGCACGCAGCAGGCUUCCACGCCCCCUGUCUGUUUGUCUUUCUGUCUGCCGCGUCACGAUGCCUUUGGCAGCCCUGUUGCAGCAAAACGUGGUUUCGACUCUUCGAGACGCAAUACCACCCACCCAUCGCGGCGAAAGAUCGGUGUUUACAAAGAUACAGAAUUUGCCGAAUCCCCCUCCCGUCCGAAUCGAUGCACAUCAAGCUUAAUCUGGAGGCAAAACGAUGAUGGAGGUGGUGGUGGACUGGUGGUGCACAACUCCGCAGUGGGUGUGCCGAGCUCCGAUGUGUCUCCACUUUUAGACCGCCGCGGUUGCGGGGUUAGCUUCCGUCCAAGUGGGGCCUCCUCGCUCUCCACUCGGCCUUCAUGUACAUGCACUCUGCAUGUACCUAACGUCCACUGAGCGGGCGUACGUACGUACUUUUGGACAGAAGUUGUAGGCACAAGCACUAGAUUACCCUCUUACAUGACUUAUGAGUAGAGAAUUAACACAGUCAUACCAGAGUAGUAGCAAGGGAUAGACGGACCGAGGUGAGCUUCCACUUCGGGGAGCCGGUCGAUGAUGCAUUUAUUCAUGUCGGCGAUCUUUAGAGCGGCCGAAUGUGAACACCUUGACAAUCCAAGUUAGCUGGGCAAACCAACCCCGCUCGCCCCAGCGCUACGUGUGCAAGAUGAUCGCCUCCACUGCUAGCGUGAGCGCCUGGGCUUUCUGUGCCCUCUUCUGUGUGCCCCUCGAAACCAGGAAUGCAGACAUAUCAAUCAGCACGCUAAAUCAAAGGAUGUCAGCCGCUGUUAGCACCUCGUGCUAUGGACGCGAUCACAGUCAUGUCACCAGGUACAUAAGGCCCUGCAGGAAUCGUCGUCGAAGCAAACUGCAUACAUUGUACGUAGGAUACCGUU